Molecule: messenger RNA, 1890 nt
Organism: Aspergillus piperis CBS 112811
Lineage: Eukaryota; Fungi; Ascomycota; Eurotiomycetes; Eurotiales; Aspergillaceae
Product: HET domain-containing protein
Exons: 2
Coding region: 1-1890 (629 amino acids)
Source: RefSeq, a predicted model, not a curated record
AUGGCCCCUUUUAACUACUCCGAGCUUCAGCUCGGACCGAAUUCUACACGCCUCGUCCGUCUUCUACCAUCCGAAAAAGACGAUACCCCGAUAAGAUGCGAGCUCUUCACCUAUAUACUGCCAGAGAGCACUGGUAGAAAGCAUCUCUAUGAGGCGUUGUCCUACGUAUGGGGCAGCCAAAGUGAGACACAUACAAUAACUGUGAAUGGAUGUGAGCUUCAUGUUACACGGAACCUUUACACAGCCUUGAUACACCUCCGAGACAAUCAGCUGGAGAGAAUAUUAUGGAUUGAUGCAAUAUGUAUUAAUCAAGAGGAUGAUGAUGAGAAGAGCGAGCAGAUCCCUCUCAUGCGGUCAAUUUAUGCACAAGCUGAUCGCGUUGUUGUCUGGCUUGGAGAGGCUAUGCGGGAUGGUGAUGAAGCACUCAAAACUAUUCAGCGCUGGGCAGCAGCUAGUAUCCCAUGCGAUGAUAGCUUAUUGGAUGAUAGCUUAUUGGAUCCAUGUUCAAGAUUAUUACAGCGCGAUUGGUUCCAACGUACAUGGGUACUCCAGGAGGUUGGUGUCGCCCGAUGCAUUUCCAUCCUCUGUGGCUCCGUGGAUAUAAAUGGGCAUGUUUUCUGUGAAGGUCUCGAAAAAUCCCCACUCUCUCUGCCAACCUUCAUCUACCCAGUCCUUCACCUGAUUAAGGGCUUGUUUCUCCGACCAAGAUAUGAAAUUGAUUCCCGUGGGACACUUGCUAUAGGUGAAUUGAUUGACAUGUACCGCUUUCACAAGGCAACUAAGCUACAUGACAAGGUAUACUCAUUGCUAGGCCUGUCCGUCGAAGAUCCUGAAGAGGUUGGUUUAAAACCCAACUAUCGUCUUCCAUGGAAUGAGGUCUUCAUGCAGACCAUUAUGCAUGUAUUCCCAAGUUCAUGCUCUGUGGAGACAUGGUCUGGGUCACCAGUUGCUGUGAUCAAAGAAAAGGGAUUGGUUCUAGGUUAUGUUGGCUUUGUUGAUAAGAUCCUUCUCAAGUAUGGUAGUCAACACUUUGAGGUAAAGUACAAUGACACCGCUCGUGCACUAGGUUACGAAACCAGAUGGGGCACUAGGUGGAAGCUUAACGCUUCUGCGGAAUCAGUAAAGGAAGGUAAUAUUAUCUUUCUAUUGAAAGGUGCCUCAAGUCCAAUCAUCGUUCGACUCUGCAGGGGAUAUUUCACUGUCAUUGUGAGCACAACAGUACUUCAGUCAUAUGGCAAUAUGGAAAGGUCUAAUGGAGUUUCCACCCAAUUGGGGUUCCCUGCACAAGGCUCUCUUCACGACAUUGUUAUGGUUUGGGAUAUAUCCUCAGCUGAUGGAGAAGAGAAUAAAGAACAUGACGACCAAAAGGAUCUCAUCUACGUGGUACCACAUUACCAAGAGAAAGCCUCCGAGAAGGAAAAAAGACUGCGAGAUAUAUCACUCAUCUCAGAAGGCAUUAUGAUGCAGAUACUGCAACAAACUGGGCUCACGUCCUAUGAUUGGUUUCUAUACAGUGCCGGAUUACGUCGUAAAGGGAGCCUGGCAGGCUUUGAGGACAUUAUCAAGAUAGCUGUUGAAUUUGAAGGCAAUUAUGAGAUUAGAAUUGUGGAGCAGCUCCUGGAACACUGUAGAGACAGUCUACCAGUCUCUGAGAAUGUGGUCGCGGCAGCAGCAGCAAGUGAAGGAUUCCUGGGGUUUGCAAUUAUGGGCCAGCUCCUGAAACACUGUGGAAAGAGCCUACCGGUCACUGAUGCUGUGGUCAAGGCAGCAGCAGCAAAUGAAGGAUUUUUUGGGCAUAGGAUCUUCAAGCAGCUCCUAGAACAUUGUGGAGGAAGCCUACAGGUCUCUGAAGAUGUGAUUAAGGCAGCAGAAGCAAAUAAAGAUGUUUAA